Morone saxatilis (striped sea-bass) is the source of this 4481-nucleotide messenger RNA. It is a transcript of the gene igsf3, whose product is annotated as immunoglobulin superfamily, member 3. NCBI's taxonomy places the organism in Eukaryota, Metazoa, Chordata, Actinopteri, Moronidae. The coding region runs from base 1086 to 4256 and encodes 1056 amino acids. The record is from RefSeq and is a predicted model, not a curated record. The transcript is spliced from 9 exons.
UCGGGAAACAGGGAAAUAACCUUGGAAGAGCGGCGGUGGCGGACUGUUUCUCCCGGACCGGAUCACAAAGCGUUGUCACACACAUUAGAAUUAAGCAGAGGUGUUUUUAACUAAAGUAUCUUUUUGUAGACAUCUAGGCGCAUUUUGGAAAGAGGACACACUGGCUCAGGUGCAUUGGUGCUACAAUAGAGAAAGAGAGAGAGAGAGAGAGAGACAGAGAGAGACAGAGAGAGAGCGAUGUGCUUUUUUUGGAAGUGAAAGUGUUCAUUGAUUAAUCUGAUGUAUUGUGUCAGAGCACAAAGCCUUGUCUGCCUCAUCUAGAGCGCCCGCCCAUUGGGCUUUCUGCGGAGCGAUAGUGGGAGAUUGAUUAGAGUCUCCGGGAUUUCCGUGGAGAGAGAGAGAGCCAGAGCCUGCUUGGACCGCGGAUUUGCUCUCCCACAUCAGUGACGGGGAGGAGAAAAACCAUAGCAAAGACUUAAUUUCAGACUCUAUAGCACCAGCGCUCCCAGGUCGCCUGGAUUCAUUUAGUGUCCUGUCUCUAAAGCAGGUUUUACAAAAUAAGCGCAAGUCACGCUGGACUUUUUUUUAUUGUGUGUGUGUCUUUUUUCCCGAGGAGGCUGUGAGUGUUGAAUCGCCUCCGCAGUCUCGGAUGCGUAGUAAACGGAGAGUGGGUUGGGUCGCCCAGGCGCCUGGCACAUAAGCGCACGUCGUCAGCGAUAAAAGCAGAUAGGUGAGGGUGAAAGCGAGGGGGAGAGACACCCGAAGCUCUGUUUUUUUUAUUUUUUCCCUCCCCCCUCCGCCACCACAAGCAGGAGGACACCGGAGAGGUGAGUCGGACACCGCCGGACUCACCGGUUGUGGAUUUGACUCCAAACCCCGGCCGCUUUUGUCGCUCGGGAUUCGUAGACCUCCUCCUUUUUGUCUUUUUUUUUUCUCUCCAUCUCCUGCUUUCUGAUCCAGGACCAGCGGUUUAAUCACAUUGUCAAAACCCGACCAGACAUCAUCAUCAUCAUCACCUCCUCAUCUAAAGGGAAUAUUGGAAGUGAAUCUGCGGGGCAACACACACACACACACACACACACACAAUGGCAACCGGUGCGCUCCUGCUCGCCUGCGCGCUGCUCGCCGGUUUUGCUGCGGCUCAGAGGGUAGUAACGGUGCAAAGUGGGCCACUGAUACGGACUGAGGGCUCUCAUGUGACCAUCUGGUGCAACGUGACAGGCUACAAAGAGGGCGUGGAGCAGGACUUUGAGUGGUCCAUGUAUCUACCAUCAGUGCCGGACAGGGAGAUCCGCAUCGUCAGCACUGCUCAGCCAAACUAUGCCUACGCCGUUUAUGCCCAGAGGGUGAAUAGUAAAGAGAUCUUUGUGGAGAGGCUGUCCCGCGACUCAGCUGUGCUCCACAUCACCAAAGUGCAGGCCAAGGACCAGGGUCUUUUUGAGUGUUACACACCCAAUACAGAUGGCCGGUACCUGGGAUCCUACAGCGCACGCACUAACCUCACUGUAAUCGCCGACUCGUUGACAGUAACAGCACCUGCCCAAACUCUGUCCAAGGUCGAAGGCGACACACUACAGCUCACCUGCGAGGUGUCUCGGACCACAAUGCAACACACUCACUUAUCAGUUGGCUGGUACCUGCGGUCCCCAGAGGACGCGGCAGCCCCGCCUCAGGAGCUAGUCACCUUGUCAAGGGACUUUGUUCUGCGCUCUGGGGGACCGUACCGGCAGAGGAUGGCAGCAGGGGACCUCAGGCUGGAUAAAACCAGCGCAACGGCCUACAGGCUGACCAUUCACAAGCUGCAGCCAGUGGACCAGGGUCUGCUCUACUGCCAGGCUGCCGAGUGGAUCCAGGACACAGACGGCAGCUGGUUUGCCAUGACGCGCAAGCAGAGCGACAAGACUCAGCUUCGCAUUCAGCCCACUGAUCGGGACUUUAGCAUCCAGGUGAGCACGGAGCGACGGUCCUUCACAGCCGGUGAGCCGCUGGAGCUUCGCUGCACCAUCGAGGCCCAGAAUGUGCCAGAGCGUUUCUUCUCGGUGUCGUGGGUCUUCAGCAGCUCACCGGUGGCCGUGGUGGGCCCCAGUGCCGUGCCUGUCCUGGGCCCCGAUUACGUCGCCCGCGAGACGGCUGGUCACAUGACAGUGCGCAAAGAGAGCACCAACGUGCACCUGCUCAAGUUGCAGCACCUACGCCCCGAAGAUGCUGGGAAAUACAUCUGCCGUGUGACCGAGCGGGAGAAGACACCCACAGGAGACUUCAUCGACCGCAGCAAGAGGUCACGCAAUGUCCAGAUCACAGUCCAGCCACUCAAGAGCAACAUCACAGUGGCAUUGUCCAGUAACUCCUCGGAGGUCCUAGAGGGCGAUGUGAUCCAGUUGACCUGCUCGGUCUACUCCACUUCAGGCCCCCUGUCUAUUGCCUGGCAGUGGACAGACAAGCAGGCAACUGGACCGCCCCAGGAGGUGGCCUCUGUGGAUCGGGACGGCACUGUAUGGCACAGUUCUGCCUACAGAGAGCGCUCCAGCUAUGGAGAGAUACGUGUGGAGAAGGUGCGGGGCGACACGUUCACUCUGUCCCUGUAUAAUGCCAUGCCUGGGGAUGAGGGUCAGUACCGCUGCACAGUCACGGAGUGGCUUCAGAGUGGCACAGAACCAGAGCUAAACUGGGAGAAGAUAGGAGAGAAGUCUGCCACCAAGACUGUCACCGUUAAGACUGUUGAGUCCUCCUUCAUGGUGUCGGCCUCAUCACGGACACCAUCCGUUACCUUUGGGGACUCCUUUGACCUGCUGUGCCUGGUCAAGCCUCGCCACAACCCUCGCGUUCCCACCUCGGUCACCUGGCGCUUCAUGCCCGCUGGCACAGAAGCCGAUGACGAGGAUCAGGGAGAGUUCAAAGACCUGGUGACUUUCACUCGCGAGGGCACGCUACAGUGGGGCGAGCAGCUGCUAGGGCUGGGUACCCGCACCACAGUGGACCGCUCCCACUCCAACACCAACUUUCGGUUGUCAGUGACCCGGGCAGGGCGUCGUGAGGCGGGCAAGUACCAGUGCACCGCCGUCCUGUGGAGGAGGAACUACGACAACAGCUGGAGCAGAGUAGCCAACCGCACUUCCAACCUGCUUGGCAUCAGUGUCCUACAGCCAGAGAGCAAGCUGCGAGUGCAAAAGACCAACCAGUCUCAGGUGUACCUGGAGGACAGUCGUGUCAGGAUCAACUGCUCCAUCGCGUCCCAGACCAGCCAGGACUCCCAGCACGCCGUGCUGUGGUACGUGAGGCGCGCAACCGGGUCAGAGGCAGAUGAGCUCCUGCUGAGAAUUGAACGCUCGGGGGCCUUUGAGUAUGGCGCCUACGCAGACGAGGAGAGACUGCGCCGCCGAGUGCAGGCCGAGAGGCUGUCACCCCGUCUAUAUGUGCUGACGCUGAACAGGGCAGAGAACAGUGAUUCUGGAACAUACUACUGCUUGGUGGAGGAGUGGCUGAGUGACCCAGAUGGAGCUUGGUAUCGACUCUCCCGGGAGUCCUCAGGGUUCACGCAGGUUCUUGUCAGACAGCCAGAGGUUCGACUGCAGGUGGAGGAAAUGGACUCAAACGUGACAGUGGAAGAGUCUGGCUCCAUCCGAUUGGGCUGUAGCAUUCCCUCCCAGUCGUCCCGAGACUCCCGCUUUUCCGUGUCCUGGUAUGUGGAGCGCUCUGAAGAUGAGGAAGAUGAGGACCAGCCAGGUGAGGAAGAGAGAGAGCGGGAGUGUGUGUUCUCCAUCGGCCAUGAUGCCGUUUUCGGAAAUGGAAAUUGCAGUCCCAGAGAGGAGGCGGGGCCAAAUUCCCGCCUGCAGUUUGAGAGGAUGACCUCUGACCAGUACAGCCUGACCAUUCAAGGAGCACGGCCAACAGACGCAGGCCGAUAUUAUUGCCAUGUGGAGGAGUGGCUACUCAACCCUCGCAAUGCGUGGUACCGACUGACCACCAACAACUCUGGGUUCACUAUCGUCAAUGUGCUGCAACAAGUGUCCUCCCUCCAGUCAGUGGUGUGCUCCAACGACUCCCUCUUCUACUUCGUCUUCUUUUACCCCUUCCCCAUCUUCGGCAUCCUCCUCAUCGCUGUGCUGCUGGUGCGCUACAAGAGCCGCAACAACAGCAAGAGCCAAGAAGGCAAGAACGGCGCCCCCCUCCUGUGGAUUAAAGAACCUCACCUCAGUUACUCUCCCACCUGUCUGGACCCACCUGCGCUCAGCCUACACCCUGGCUCCGUCGACUAAGCGAGGGUCCCGGCCCCCCCCCCUCCCCUCCCCUGCCUCGUGCACAUAGCAGAUCCAGCCAACACAAUGCCAGGGAGCAGAUCUGGACUCCACCUUCAGAACUUACUGUCGUUCACUGCUGUGUUGAAUUAGUCAAUCAGUUGAUCAGUUUAAAAAUUCCUACCCUGGUGGCUGCCUGUUUUAUGUUAACAACAGUGUUUGUUUUGCUCUGUGUGUGGGUGUGGG